This is a messenger RNA of Cladocopium goreaui, 465 nucleotides long. Lineage: Eukaryota; Dinophyceae; Suessiales; Symbiodiniaceae. The record is from the annotation of a GenBank genome assembly.
AUGUCACAACCAGUCUUCUUUCGGCAAGAAGUCCCUGCUCCCUUUGCUGAAGUUGCUUCGAAUCCGCUGACCAAAGUCAAGCCAGGCUGCGAUGGCGCAUUGAAAGCUGCCAAGGAAGCAGUAGCCAUUGCCAAGAAGUUCGAACGGGAGAAAGCAUUCUUGGCAAAUGCCUACAGCAUGAUGGGACAGUGCCAAGGAAUGGUUGGAAAGAUGAAGGAAGGAUUGAAGUCGGCCAACGAGGCCCUGAGGAUCUCGGAAGAGAGCGGUGAUCGCCGUGGUCAGGCGGCCGCCCUGGUGACCAUUGGCGAGAUCUACUCCAUGAACGGAAAGAAAGAUGAAGCCAGGAAGUUCGCUCACAAGUCUUUGGACAUCGCUCAGAAGAUCAGAGAUCCUCAGAGUGAAGAUGCUGCAUUGCAACUCCUUGAGCAUUUGGAAGGGAAGGGCAAGGGCAAGCAGGACGACUGA